AAGGUGCUGUGGCUCUGAUAGUGGGCGGCGCGGCGGCCGGUCUCCUGCUCCUGGUCUCGGCCCUGGCCCUGGUCGCCUGGCGGUGCCGUGCCAUGAAGCGGCGCAGCGAGAAGAUCUACAAACUGAGACAGGAAGAAAAGGAUCCGUGGACGGAGAGCUCCCCUGGCAAAAGUUCGGGAUGCCUGAAGCUGUGCACGGAGGGCAUUCGUGGCUCAGGGCUGCCGAUAUAUUACCAGCGGGCUGGCCAACCGUCAUCGCCCCAACCGCCGCCAGCCGCCGCCGACGUCCACCGUCUGACUCGAACACAGCAGCCGCCGGUGGCGCCGCCUAGCGGCAAGUGUCGCAUCCCACCGCCGCUGGAGUCGAGUGUCGGCCACGAGGGCCAGCGCUGGACCGACAACGUCGUCUACAUCUCGGGCUACAGUCCAACGCUGGAGCGGCGCCGUCAGCCGGGCGCGCCGCCGGCGGUGGCCGCCGAGGCGCAAGACGCCACCGCGUACCGCACGCUGCCGUCAAAGCAGAAGCGCCUGCAGCAGUUCUACGCGGCGGCGAGCAGCGCCGAAGUGGGGCCGUGCGCACCGAGCGCAGGCGAGGUCAGUCCCGAGCGUGUCGACCUCAUGCUGCUGGACGAGGAGAUGCGCACUCGCAGCCUGCCCUCUUGGAUGAGAAACAAGAACAGGGGCAAGCUCCAGGACGCCAGCCAGCAUCCUCUGAGCUUCAGUCACAAGCAGCGCAACCGGAUGGGCAACGACGCGGCGUCGGUGAUCGCACGCGCCCGGACGCAUUACCCGAGCCGCUCCGGUCAGGAGCCCACCAUCGUUUACGACGUGCGGACGGCGCUAUAG
Messenger RNA from Pollicipes pollicipes, 845 nucleotides. RefSeq lists its product as uncharacterized. NCBI's taxonomy places the organism in Eukaryota, Metazoa, Arthropoda, Thecostraca, Pollicipedomorpha, Pollicipedidae. The transcript is spliced from 6 exons. The record is from RefSeq and is a predicted model, not a curated record. The coding region runs from base 93 to 845 and encodes 250 amino acids.